Molecule: messenger RNA, 1077 nt
Organism: Stereum hirsutum FP-91666 SS1
Lineage: Eukaryota; Fungi; Basidiomycota; Agaricomycetes; Russulales; Stereaceae
Exons: 4
Coding region: 1-1077 (358 amino acids)
Source: RefSeq, a predicted model, not a curated record
AUGCCUCCACGCAGAAAAAAGAGAGCGUCCCCGACUAAGAGUACGUUUAGCCCGUGGAAGGAUCCGGUCUCCACGCCGUACAAGAUAAUCGUAUCACGACACAAGACAACAGGGAGAGACGUCGAAAUGCACGGGGAGAGUGAGCCUACGAUUUACAGAGCGAUCGACCUGUGUUUGAACUACCAGGCCUUGAGCCAGUCGGAGAAGAUAUCAUCGACUGGACGAUACCUCAGUAUAGGCCCUCAGGGCCCGAUCUUUUCUCAUGGUAAACCAAGCCCUGCCGUUAUUGAUUUGUCUGGCAUUGCACAACAUAUAAAGUCUACGCCGCGCACACGAGCUUCGGUUCAGCUCAGGGACGACGAUCCAGACUCAAGUUCAAGUGCUAACUCAUCAGUUCCAUAUCUCUCAUCUUCCGAUGACCCACCUUCCGAUGACGAAGGUGGCGAGGAAGAUCACGAAUACGACGAAGAACAAGAAGGCGGCGAAUACGAUGAAGAACAAGAAGAAGACGACGAAUUCAUAUCCUCUUUUGGAGGUACAUCCACGAAUCCUUCAGCUCCUAUAUCACAACCCCCCUCGUCUGUGCGCUACGUCGACUUCAAUAUCUACGUCAACAUCAUCAAUGACUCGACCCCGGGUGUCAUCGCUUGCACCGUGGAAGUCAAGUCUUUCCCGUUCGAUAAGAUCGCUGCGGGUAUGACAGUCGUAGAAGCCAUUCAGCAGGCCAUGAAAGAUAUGCUUCCGCAGGUCAUCCAGCAGGUUCAGUUUGCAUUCCAUCAGUUCUCUGGUCUCCAAGAGAUGCAUGCCUUGCUCUUUGUCGGCUUGUACUGCAAAUUCCUUAGGUUCAAGCGCUCUAAAGUCCCCCCCUUGCCUGAUAUUGACGACAUUCCUGAAAAUGGAUUCAAAUUUGAUGAGACCGAGCAACACAGGAAGAUGAAGGAUCUGGCAGAACCCGGUACCCGCGACCAUUGGUUCCGUCUAUUUGCUGGAGAUGAUUACCAUCCGGCGUUCAAGAGGGGAAUGAACCGCGUCGUCCGAUUCGCAGCCAACAUACCCUUGCCUCAACAACAGGAGUAG